CCGGACGGCGCAAUUGCUGCCACGUGCACACACACAGAGAGAGAGAGAGCGAGAGAGAGAGAGAGAGAGAGAGAGAGAGAGAGAGAGAGGGGGCUGGUCGGUAAUCACAGCGUGGGAGAGAAUGAUGUAUGACCGCUGGUCGGUAAUCACAGAGUGGGAGAGAAUGAUGUAUGACCGGGUGGGCUGGGGCCCACUUGCACGAGUGAGGAGAUACUGACCGUAGAUAGCAAAGAUCAACGCCCGAAAUCGCCUAAUCGGCGCAAGUGGGACCUUGCCUCGGGUGGGCUGGGUGAUGGUAACGGAGAGAGGUGGUGAGAGCUAUGGUGUGAGCAGAACAUGAUGGGGAGGAGGGAGGAGGAGAGGUGAAGAAUGCAGAGGAGAAGACGUGAGUUAAGGUGGCAAGUGAGGCUGGUUGAGCGAAGUGGGAAAUGGCGGGAGAUCAAGGACUAAGCGCUGUUAAGACUGUCUCGAAAUGGCGGGAAAUUGUGGCCGAAGGGCAGUUAAGAGCGUCGCAUAAGGAUGUCGUGGCACGACGAUGAUUGGUUUGGUGUGCCACAUUUCUGGGGCAAAAUUACCAUCCUACCGAGUGACGUCAACAUUAAUCAAGGAGAGCAAUUGGCCACGUGUCGCUCUGCUAGAGUGCUCUCGUGUAGAUAAAGAAGAGAAACGGGAAUCGCAUUCUCAUUCUCAUGAUGGAUUCUAUGCAGUGAAAAAGGUGUUGAUACAAACAGACGAGCAAAUGCAGCUGGUCAAACAGGAGAUUGAAUCGUCAAAGAGAUUCAAGCACCCUAAUCUGCUGCCUCUUUUGGAUUACACCAUCUUCAACAUUAAGGGUACGCAAGAUGGACAAUGGAAGAAGGAGGCGUACCUUCUGUUCCCAUUGCACAAGGAUGGAACAAUACACGAUCACUUGCAGAGAAUGCAGACAAGGAAGGAGCAUUACCCACCGAAAACUGUUUUACGGUUAUUCUUACAGAUCUGUAAGGCCGUUUCUGAAAUGCACAAGAGCGACCCCCCUUACGCUCACAACGACGUCAAGCCUGGGAAUGUUCUCUUAUCAAGAAAACAUGGAGCUUUGAUGGCAGUGCUGAUGGAUUUUGGCAGCACAAGGGUUGCCAGAUGGAAAAUCCGCUCCAGAAGCGAAGCACUUGCAUUGCAGGAGUGGGCAGCAGAGCAUUGUUCAGCUCCAUACAGAGCCCCAGAGCUGUGGGAUUGCCCGAGUGAUUGUGACAUUGACGAGCGUACAGAUGUUUGGUCCCUAGGGUGCACACUUUUUGCUCUCAUGUAUUACUUGUCUCCUUUUGAACGUUCCCUUGGAGAAUCUGGCGGCUCGCUUGCGCUUGCCGUCAUAAGCGGGAAAGUACUGUGGCCUUCGUUCUCGGGAGAUCCUCCCUACCCAGAGACUUUCCACUCGCUUGUGUCGUGGAUGCUGAAACCGACUCCACAGUUGCGACCGUAUGUCGGUGAUGUUAUUCUCCACGCCGAAAAGCUGCUGGCAAACUUGCCCGGAAGAGAACUGGACGAUCACGAGAUGGCUUGAUCUGACCCUGGGUUAUUUUGUUCUGUCCUUCUCAUUAUUUGCCUUUUACCUGAGGGUCCCUCCCUAUACCCAUGGCCACAUCACAUAUCAUUUACUGCGACUGUCAUACCGAUAGUGCGGUGGGAACGAAGACGAGAAGUGGAUGCAGUGCUGGAUGUCCUUGUGGAAUACCUCUCUUCUACCUCGUUAUCGGAAAUGUGGUGAGAUGCAUUGAACAUCGUGCUAGGGUGAGUAUAGGCAUGUGGCAGAAGGGGGAGGGAAGGAAGGGGAGGCAGGUAGCAGGCUGGACGGUCUCGUCGACGUCAUCACCGUGCGUUGGUAGGAGGAGGAAUACGAUGAUAAUGUUUUGUGCGAACGGCAGCCGGCAAGACACGCCCGAAACAAAACAAUCAGUAAUGCAUACAGGUCAUGGCUUGUGAGGUAGGCGUGUCGGUGAAAGCGAGUAAAAGGCGAGCAGUAGAUGGAUGGCUGGACUCAAUUGAAUGAUGCUCGUACAUUGCGGCCUUCCUUACAUCUGAGAUUGAUGCGGAAUCUUACGGAACAAAGCGCAGAAAACUGGAAAGUGAGCGAAAUGCGGCAUCGGACUUGACCGCACGAUCACGCUUGUAACGACGGGACACAAAAUGGAAGGAUGAAUGACGAUGAUGAUGAUGUGUUGGCAAGAGCAAGACGCGAAGGGCUGUCAUCGAUCGAUGCAUUUUAGUAUGUGCUGCAGAGCAAGGUCAACCGACCGUUAGAUUUGGUUGCGGAUUUGAUGGGACCACUGGCCCUCUGCUGAUCCAUCUGACGGCUGAGUGAAUGCAACAGCCAUUUUGUGCUGGACCGCCAGAUUUGAUUGCUGGAUUUGAGUGACCACUGCUCUCUGCUGAUCGAUCCGGCGGCUGCUGAGUCGAUGAAGCGGCCCGUCAGAUUCGGUUCCUGAUUUGAUGGUCCCACGGUGUCAACGAAGCUGCUAUUUUGUGCUGGACCGUCAGAUUUGGUUGCUGAUUCGAUGGACCGCUGGCGCUCUGCUGACCGACCGAUCAAUCGAUCGAUCCAACUCGUCCUGACCAUCUACUUUGCCCUGCUUUCCUAAAAUUACGCUUGCCAUGAUUCUCGUUUGAAACAAUACUAACGCUAGCUCGACAUUUGAGAAUUUAUGGACGCUAACGCGCCUGACGGUUAACCGCAGCCUGUCGUUAAGUGCCUAUUGGGAACUGAUACGACUUUGGAUUUUAAACGGCGGAGUCAAUAAAGUGGCCGUUUUGUGCUGGAUGUCGAUUGGUUGAUUGAUCCGACGGUGGAUAUGGUUUUGACAGAUAGAAUCUGAUGUUGAGAGGGUCGGGGGAUUUAGUGUGUCCAUUUGGAUGGGUACCUGCUAGGCUGCUACUGAUGUUGGGAGGGGAACAAGCAUAUGUACCUGGUCCAUUCCUAGUACGUGGUUAGCCUAUUCCUGGCGCGUAGCCAGCCCGUUCCUGGAACACAGCUCGGCCAUUCCUGGUACAUAGCUAGACCCUUUGUGGUCUGUACUUAGCCCAUUUGCGGUGCAUACAUAGCUAGCAACAUUCCUGACAUAUAACCAGCCUAUUCCAGGCGCGUAGCCUUCCAUUCCUGGUCCAUAGCUAGCCCAUUCUGGCACAUAGCUAGCAACAUUGGACCAGUCUAGUCCUGAUGCCCAUUCCUGGAGCGUAGCUAGACCAUUCCUGGUCUGUAGCUAGCCCAUUUCUGGUACAUAGCUAGCAACAUCGGACCAGCCUAGUCCCGGUGCGGAGCUGGCCCGAGCGUAGCUAGCCCAUUCCACCAUUCCAGGUGCGUAGCUGGCCCGAGCGUAGCUAGCCCAUUCCAGGUGUGUAGCUGUUCCAUUCCUGGAGCGUAGCUAGCCCAUUCGAGGUGUGCAGCUAGACCAUUCCUGGUCUGUAGCUAGCCCAUUUCUGGUACAUAGCUAGCAACAAUGGCCCAGCCUAGUCCUGGUACGGAGCUGGCCCAUUCCUGGAGCUAGCCCAUUCCAGGUACGUAGCUGUACUAUUCCUGGCUAGCCCAUUUCUGGUACAUAGCUAGCAACAUUGGACCAGCCUAGUCCUGGUACAGAGCUGGCCCAUUCCUGGAGCGUAGCUAGCCCAUGCCAGGUACGCAGCUCGACUAUUCAUGGUCUGUAACUAGCCUAUUUCUGGUACUUAGCUAUCCCGUGCCGGACACCUAGCCACCCCUUUUCCUGCUUCCCACAAGGUGCCAAUUGGAUCACAAGGUGGUCCAGCCGGUGCCGAAGUCGGUGGACCUGGUCCUGCUGCGCUCGAUUCCCGGUAUGGGAAAAUGCGCGAUUGCUGAGAAGGUUGGAGGCGGUCGAAGGUGGCGAAGGAGAGAGGAGUAAGUCGUCCCAUCCGUGGUGUAGACAGAGCAGACCAGGGAUUGUGCGUGAUGAUGCGUAGCUGGAAACGAGGAUUUGUAAUUGUACCCGGGGCAGGAGAAACGGGUGUCUCUUCACAUGACAAAGAGCCAGUGGUCAGUCGGUCAGAAUUUGAUUUGAAUUUUCAACAAAUGUGGGUGGAUCCG
This is a messenger RNA of Chara braunii, 4069 nucleotides long. NCBI's taxonomy places the organism in Eukaryota, Viridiplantae, Streptophyta, Charophyceae, Charales, Characeae. The record is from the annotation of a GenBank genome assembly.